AUGAAGGUCCUCACAUACACCUUGCUCACCAUCGCCGCGGCCGCUAUCGGUACAUGCUACCGGCACGAGACGAUCGGCUGCAUCCAUGACCGUGUCCGGGGCUCAUUGCUGUACUCCAAAAUACCAAUGCCUCAGCAACGAGUGCCAGCGUUACGGACCAAGCUGCGACCCACUGUGCGAAUAGAGCGUCAAUCUUUCGCUGCCAAUGACCGGAAGAGGGCACUUCCUCGGUUUCAACCUCCUGAGGACGACGGCGAUCAGGUUCGCCAGAGCCACUUCCGCUCGGUCUACCGUCAUGAUCUCGGUCGCACCUCCAUUCCAGACAUUGUCGACGAUAGGCUUGGAACAUCGCUCACUCUUCCAUCGAUACACCCUCGAGUAGCAGGCCGAGAUACUGGUCUGGCUCCGAAAGUCACCGCCUCUGUACUGUUGGAGGCCCCUCGAGUGUUAGUCGUACGAUGCCAGUGGUCUCUCCUACUCGUUGUGGAUGCUACGCCAAGAACGUAUUGCUGGCUCGAAGUGCUGCCAUGGCUUGACACGACAACCAGCAACGAGUACGAGCAUGAUCUGCUCAGCGCAUACUCCCGUUUCUUCCGCUACUUCUUUUCGUUCCGUGAGGCAGAUCUGCUAAACCUCUUCAACCUUUUGAGAUCGCAGGAGCGCCCACUUGAGCUUGUCACAGCACAUACUCAACUACUGCGCAAAGUCGAUAUGGCUUUACCGAGCAGCAAGAAGGACCAAGAAGGUCCCGCUCCACCACCACCCAAGAGCCUCACUGGCUACGACGAGGAGAUCGAGAAGCGCAACGCACCUGUCGAGUCUGACGAUCCUGUCAACUUCCGCGCUGGCCCCAUGCGUAGACAAGCUCUGGCUGAAGAGGAAGAGGACCGCGUCGAUGAAGAUGUCGGUGAGGAAGAUGAAGAAGACGCGAAUGGAGGAGACGAAGAUGAAAUGGACGGAGAGAAUAUCGAGGACGAGAAUGGCAGCGAGGAAAACCCUCUCGCCGACCUAAACCAGCUUGCCAACCUCCCACCUACUGUUCUCCCUCAAGCCGGGCCAGUGCAGCCUCCAGCACCACCAGGUCCUCCACCAGUCGCUUCACCCGCCAGCACCGGUCCCUAUCCUCGAAUACCAUCCUUGCUGCCCGGCGCGCCUCUACCGGUGCCAAACGCUGCUCUGGUCGCGAGGUUCGAGCCGAUGAUUCAGGCGCUGAAGCCAGUCCGCGUUGCACGCAAUCCUCCAGUCCCAGGCGCUCCGCGGGGUGGACGUGGUGGACGUGGCGGAGGACAUGUCCAAACUCGUCGAGCUCAUCCACGUUCGCCGAGUUGGACCGAUGCCGAGAGUCUUGUCCUUCUCAAGAUUUACCAAGAAUAUCGCGUCAACAACGCUUUCCCCACUCACCUCGAGUAUAUCGCCAUCCACGACGCGAUCGUCUGGCCCCACAUUGCGUAUCCCGUGCGCACGGAGGCUUCCUUCACCCAGCAAAUGGGUCUCUUCACGAGGGUUGCGCAUCCCACCGGUCCUUCCACACGCGACUACAACCGCGUGCCGCAGCAGAUUGCCGUCCUCGAAGCGGGGUUAGCCGGCCUGCCUCUCCCAGCCAAUGGACCUCUUCGCUUCCUCCCUACACCUCGUGGCGCUGGUGGGACUAUGGUUCCCCACAACAUUACCCCUCUGCCACAGCCACCGGCUCCUCUCCCAGGUGAGGUUGAGUCGUCUGACGACGGAACCGACGACUUGGAGAGCGACAAUGAAGACAGCGUUGGAGGAAAAGACGACUCCGACAACUCCAACGACGAGGCCGGCAAUGGCGGAAAAGGUGGCUCGCGAGGCAAGCAGCCAGCGGGCGAGAUCGGCGGAAAGGAUACGGGCAACAAGGGGAAGCGCAAGACUUCACACGGCGAGGACGGUACUGCAUCUCCUCCUCUGAAGAAAAGCAAGAUCGCAGUGAAGAAAGCGCGCAUGGCUGAGGAGGCCAAGCAACGCGUUGAAAUGUUUGGUCCAUACGUGGCUACUCCAAUGGCUCAAAACUUCGAGGUUGAGGCAGAGCUCGCAGAGGAUGCCAGGAAACUCAAGGAAGCCAGGAAGGCCGAGCAGGCGCAGGACAAGGACGGUCGAAAGGAGUAA
Zymoseptoria tritici IPO323 is the source of this 2127-nucleotide messenger RNA. RefSeq lists its product as uncharacterized. The transcript has 9 exons. The coding region runs from base 1 to 2127 and encodes 708 amino acids. The record is from RefSeq and is a predicted model, not a curated record. NCBI's taxonomy places the organism in Eukaryota, Fungi, Ascomycota, Dothideomycetes, Mycosphaerellales, Mycosphaerellaceae.